Apis laboriosa (Himalayan honeybee) is the source of this 6522-nucleotide messenger RNA. RefSeq lists its product as uncharacterized. Lineage: Eukaryota; Metazoa; Arthropoda; Insecta; Hymenoptera; Apidae. The record is from RefSeq and is a predicted model, not a curated record. The transcript has 4 exons. Bases 1732 to 2259 code for a protein of 175 amino acids.
AAUAACAAAUUGUUAUGUACACUUAUUGAAAAAAGAAACAGAUUAAAAUACAGGAAAAUAAUGGUCCAAUAAUAUCAAUGCAAUAAGCAUACUUGGAAAAAAAAAGUUUGCAUAUAAAAUAAAAAAAUAUAAAGAAAAAUUUACAUAUAAUUAAUAAGUGUAUUCAAAAUUUAACCUUUAAAAUUAUAUUUCAACGAGAAAAUCUUAGAGAUCUACGAAUAUUUUGGUUCACCACUACAUAUUUGCAAAAAAAAAGUUUGCCAGAUAAGAAUAAAAAAUAUAAAGAAAAAUUUGCAUACGAUUAAGUAACUGUAUUCAAAAUUUAAACUUUAAAAUUAUAUUUCAACAAUGGAAAACAAAAAAAUCAUACAUUUCAGAGAAAUAUUUUGGUUCAUCAAUGUGAAUAUAUAAAUAGCGUGUUUAUAUUUCCUUCCGUUCACUGUAUUUCUAAAUAUCAUGAGCUAUAGCCGAGCAUAUGAAGCCUAACAGACUUGAAUUAUACAAACGUAUGCAUACUUGUUGCAUCGUGGAUCUCGACGAAACGCAGGUAAUAACGAGCAUUGCAUCUAGGUUCAAUAGUCGGCGCAUGAUAAAUAACGGACAAAUAGAGGGAGGCAAACAAACGAGGACGACAGAGGAAAUCGAAGUUCAAAUAGACAUGAGCAAAUAGCACAGCAAAUAGAAAGAAUAGCCUCGUGGAACGAAGUAAUCUAAAGGGUUGAAAUCUUGUUUCGAACUGUACACGCACGCAUAUAAUAAACACAUCUAUACAUAUCUAUUGUGUGUUCUCAAUCUAUGUAUCAUUCAGCUUCGCAAGAAGUUCGCAAGAUAAUUUUCGUUAUUAUAAUCAUUUUCAUGAAAAUUUUUACUAAAAUUUAUGUAUCUUACAAUUGUGCUUAAGAUUUGCAUUAACUUAUUUUAAUUGAUAGAAUUUCACAUAUAUAUGUGGUACGAACUAGAAAUACGAAAUGCAAAUAGGCAAUACAUAUCUAUUAUGUAUUCCUAACAAGGUAGUUUUUGAAACAUCAUUAUAAUCAUUUUUACAUGAAAAUUUUUAAUAAAAUUUAUAUAUCUUACAAUUUGUAUUCAAGAUUAUUUUAAUUGAUAAAAUUUCACAUAAUAAAUGAUCAUUAUACUUAAAUGCAAUUUCAAAAAUCGAAAUUUCUCAAAUCUUUGAUUCUUCACGAAACAAUACACUCUGAAUUAAAUCCUAAUUUAAAUCCUUAAAAUUUUCCAUUCAAAUCUGUCGAGUCCAAAACUUCCCAACUCUAAUUCAUUAUAACACAUUUAUUAAAAAAAAUCGAAGAGAAUUGCAUAUAGUAAAAUUGAAAAGCACUAUACUACGAAAUAUACAUAUAUCAGUGAAUCAAAGAAAGGUUAAAGGUGCGUUCGAAGUUUAGUGUGAAUGCACGCGAGCCCACGUGAGGUGGCCAGCGCAGGUGUGAUCGUACCUUUAGCGCGAGUGGGUGGCCAGAGGGGGAUGGCUUAUCGACCAGGAUGCUCUAGGCUCCAGAAGCUCAGUAUUCGCGGGACCACCACCCCGUCGAAGCGAUCUCCUCGUUCAACCGAGACAUAAACGAACAGUGCUUACUUACACCUCUUGUUCCAUCGUUAUAUCACACCGAUGUACCGUUCAUCGUGAGAACGAGCCUUCUCACUUGUCACCGGUUUUAUCCUUCUCGCGAAUCGACGUUUCUUCAACGGAAGCUUUCGUCGAACGCAAUAAUCAAAAUGAUAACGGCGUUACCAGUACCCUCGGUGAAGGUCUUCCACAAAACCUAUUACCAGGAGAAAGGAUCCAGGAUAGGGAAUAGUCAACCUGGAAGCCCUUUGGCCGAAAGCGAAGCAGUGCUGGCGUUAGUUGAUAAGGAACCCCCGGAAUAUUACUUCUGCGGCAAGGUCAAUUCGUUACACGUGGUGGUCGGAUCAUUGCUGCUGGGCGCUGUGGUGUUGGUUGUAGGCUUGGUGCAACUCGCGCCCGGGGCAGAAGCUGCACAAAACUCGACCGCCCUUAUCGUCGUUGGAUGCAGUUUACUCAUGGUCGGUGUUUUCCUCGCGCCUCUCAGAGCGCUGUGUAUCAAGAGACAGAAGGCUGCGCAGAAGGAUGGGACGCAUCAAAGAAGCGUCACCAGUAUAGACAUGCUGUUGGCUCAACACAGAGAUUUCACGGUCCUGACGCCGGACGAGUUGGAGGACCUCGUAGGCCGGCCGACCUCCGCUCUCGAGAACAAAAUCCGCAAACAGGGCCAGAAUACCUAGGUAUUGCCGGCCUCGAAGAAGGCCCAUCCAUCCUCGCCAUCGUGCUCGAACACGCCAUCGUCAUCGACGUCGCCAGGAACUAGCUCAUCCAUUCUCUACACUCAUCGUUACGACUCUCGUGAACACAGUCUGGUUUAAGCAAGAAAAGAAAAGAAAAGGGGAAAAAAAAAAGAAAAAAGAAAAAAAAUAGAAAAUGGAAAAUAAAUAGAAGAAAAAACAGACAGACUGGCGUACAAUGUCAGUUCGUUCGACUUUUUAGACAGAAAAUUCAAUUCUCGAAUUGCACGCCGAACGGGUGCAACACCAGUUUACUUCUACGAACAUGUGUCUACGCUUGCCUUCACCUUGGUACCUUGGAGGUGAAAGUUGAGGAGGAAAGAAGAAAAAAAAAAAAAGAAAGAAAAAAAUAUCCUUGAAAUUUUGGAAAUUUCACGGGCGCAAGAACGAGAUGUAUGAGUUUUGUUCUUUUAAUUGAUAAGCACUCGCGAUAGGAAAUCGCCUAAAAAAAAAAAAAGAAAAAAAAAAACGCCAAGUUCUUUCCGGAUUGUCGUUGCUUCGCGGACUCGGGGUCCAAUUUUUUCGAAUAUAUUGCACAAAAGAUGGAUGGAUCUUGGAAAUGGGAUCGAAGAAAACUCGACGACAGGAAGAUGCCAAUUGUUGAUCAAGUUCAAGUCUUGAUCCGUGUGGAGAAAUCAAUAAGACGAUGAAGAAAAAAAAAAAAAAAAAAAUGAAGCAAAAGGGACCUAAUUAUGCGGCUGCCUUCCUUUCGAUCGUCGAUUUUUUAAAAAUCUCUCGAUUCUCACCACUUAGGAUCUUUUCUUCUCGAGCACGUGCGGAUGUUUCUUUAUUUGUUUCAAAUAUGGCACGCUUGCUUCCUUGCUCGCGAACGAUCCUUUGCGAAUGUUUUAUCGAGGAUAAUAUAAUAUAGUAUAUGUUAAGUAUACAAAGUCAAUCUCGUGGUCGUUCGUUGGCACGAAAAUCGUUGGAUGAUUGGACACGAUGCAUGCGGAUUACGUUUCAACUUUGCAUUUAAACCAACCUGUAAGUCGCGAUCAAGAGAGGUUAGAUUUUUUUUUUUCAAUGACUUUUCUUUCACUUGUUAUAUUUUAAUGUAAAUAAUUUUAACUAUUACCAUAUUUUAGAGAUACGAUAAUGCUCUCGAGUUUACUUUAUGGAGAAGAGAGUAUUGCAAAAUAUCCUUCAUCGAAGAUAUUUGUUAUUUUUAUCUUUUUAUUCUUUUAGGUCGUAUUGCUAUAUUUUACGUAUAAAGACGAUUUCACUCUUUCUGUGAAGGAAAGUAUUUUUUAUUUUUAUUUUUCUUUCUACUUUUCCAUUUUUAUCCUUAUUUAUUUCUAUUUUUCUUUUCAUCAUGUCCGAAAAGAGCCAGUUAUUAUUUGAAUGUAUCACGAAAUGGGAUCGCAACUCGGGAAAAGAUUGAAAAAAACGCUGCAUUAAGAGGUAAAAAUAAGAGUAGCGUUUUCGACACGUGAAAAAAAUCUCGUACGCACGAAAUCUUAAGGUAUCUGCCUUUCGUUGCACUCUCUCGUUCAAGACUGUACCAACGAUGAAACUUCAAAUCAUUAUCGAGGAGUUCGUAUAUUCACAAUUCUUCGAAGAAUCUUCGACAAUGGGAAGAAAUAGAAGAAGAAGAAGAAGAAGAAGAAGAAGAAUCACGAAAUUGUCCGUGAGAGAGACAAUUUCGAAGGCUGCUUCACGGCUAACGAACGCUGAAAAUUUUUCGAUUCGGGAGAAGCAUCGUUUACCACCAAAGAGACCAAAAAAGCAAUUUCGUUCUUCGAGACUUCAUUGUGUUCAAAUCGCCAAGAUACAAGUCUGACUCUGAAGCACGUUAAUUAAUCGUUUAAACGUUAUAUUAAAAAGAAAAAAAAAAACAAAAAAAGUAAUAUGAUAAAUUGAUGAUGUGCCGCUGAUGUGAGAAGAAAUUAUAUAAUUAAUCGCAAGUUUUUUCUAUGAAAAUUUAGAUUAAUUGAUUACUUCAUUACAACAAUCUCAUUUCAUGGAAAAAUAUGUAUAUACAUAUAUUAUACAUAAAACGAAAGAGGAUAAAAGAAGAAUGGAGGAAAGGGAAGAACAACGAUAGAAGUGAUGCUUAAAAUUUGCGAUUUGGAAACGAUCAAGUGAAUCACGUGUGUAUGUAAGUAGCUUGGAGCGGCCUUGUUAUAAUCAACAAACACCCUGCAGACAUUCGCAGAAUAUUUUUAGUCGGGUCUCGAUGCACCCGAUUCACUUGCCAGUAAUAACAUUUAAACGAAUAAAUUCUCACACUAACGUAUAUCUAUCACCGCAUGAUGUAUUUGCACAUAUCUUCGAAAUAUUAAGUAGUAGCUGUAAAAACAAAUGUUCGAGGAAAAAUGAGAGAGGGAGGAGGAGAGGAUAUUUUGAAAAGUGGAACAGUGUGACGAGAGUCGAUGCUCGAAGAGGAGGCUUCUUAACAGAACAGAAUAAUCAUAUCCAAUUGACAUUUUGAUUCUCUGAAACGAGAAAGAACUCAUAAAGUUACAAUUUACAUCAUUGAACCAUGUUUAAGAUAACAAUGAUAAUUUAGCAUUACCUUGAAUAAUUUCUUUCACAUCCAUCUAUAAAUCACAUAAUCAUAGCAUAGAAGAGCACAGUUACUUUCAAAUAUCGAGUUCCUGCUAAAUUAUCACGACAAUGUCUUGUCAAUACUCUGUCUGUGUUCGAGAUGAGACAAGUUUUCAAAAAGAGGAAAAGAAUAAAAAAAAAAAGGAUGAGAAAUAGGUGAACAGAAGGAAGUCUAUAUACAUAUAUAUAGACUUAUUCUGGUAAAUAUAAUAUUUGGAUAAUAAAAAAAAGAUAAAAUAUAAAAAAAACGAUCGCAUCAAGUCGAUCUCAAUCGAGAUAACUUUAUGUACGUUCUAAUUAAGCUAGUGAAUUUUACGAGUGACGAUAUAUUUCAUAAAAUAUUUUUAUGAUCGACGAAAUUAUUUGAGGAGAGAAUUUAAGAAACAAAGCGAGAAGAAAGGUUUGCGAUAUAUACAUAAAUAAUAUAGACAUAUACGUAUACAUGUGUCUUUUAAAUUAGUAAUUAAUUUCACGGACUGUUUGUGUACAGAUAAAUGACGAUUACGAUAUGCGCUUGGAUCGAGUACAGGACUUCAUGUGCUUCAUUGGAACACCAAGAUUCGUUGAUUCUUACGACAUAUCCUCGUUUCCAUUGAGGAUGGGAAACUCGAAACUUCGAAACCUAUAUAAUAUUAUCUUGAUUAAUACUUAAUUUCACUUUCAUCAAGGUAAGAUAUUAAAAGAUGUUUAUUAUUACAACAAUGCCUUACUACAAUUUAAAAAAUUUCUCAAAUCAAAAUUUGUUAUGUAAGGUUUUAAAUAAACAAAAGUUGAUAAAAGAAUUCUUCUUUAAAAAGAAAAAGAAAAGAAUAAAAGGAAUAAAAUAAGCAUUUUAGGUUUCUGAGAUCUUUGAGAGUUCCUUGUCAAAUUUCGAAUUUGAAUUUCUAAAAUGUCAAAUCUCAACUCAUCUCUUGGCAUUGUUAACACAAUUCUCUUCGUGAUUCAUCAAAAAAAGAGAUUCACCAGUGUUUUCAAAAAUUCUUCAUCGUGUAACGAUACUUAUGUUGUAACAACGAGGGAUGAAGAUAGAAUACGGUUCACCGUCCAUGAAUGGCAAUGUGAACGAAAUCGUGGAACAAUGAUAUAACGUUCUAUUGCAAUAGAAGGGAAAUGAAUAAAGAAAGAAACUCGUGGUUUUCGUUUGAAUUGUUUGAAGACAUAAAUUAUUAUCACGUGUGAGUCGAAUUAUUAUGGUGGACGUGUCACGGCCGAAGAAUGGAGAUCGUGAAUGUUUGAAACAUACAGGAAUAUUUAAUAAAUGAUGUGCUUCAUAUUACGAAACAUAAAUCGAUGUUUAGGCUUAAUCCGUAGGCGUUAAGGCUGCUCUCGUUCGUGUGUGUUAAAAAGAAGGAAAGUAGUGAACGAGAUUCUUGAUUGUUGGAUAUUGUCAAAUUUAGGGAUAAUUGCUCGAGAAAUGAUCGUGUCGAUCUCAGAAAGGCUGUUAGAAUCAUAUUUCACGUUUUCUAUUUCAUGAUAUAAAUGAUAAUUAUCAUAAGAAUCUGGAUUCGAUUCAUUUUAUACGCCCAGACUAUUGUUGAUGAUUGUUUUUUUAUUAAAUGAUUAAAAUAUUGUAUGAUAAUUAAAAAAAUUAUAUCUAAUCUAUUUGAAAAUAAUUAUAUAUAAACACUGUUGUACUGAUCUGAAAUACAUUUAUAAAUA